Molecule: messenger RNA, 8061 nt
Organism: Cololabis saira (Pacific saury)
Lineage: Eukaryota; Metazoa; Chordata; Actinopteri; Beloniformes; Belonidae
Product: potassium voltage-gated channel subfamily B member 1-like
Exons: 3
Coding region: 394-2778 (794 amino acids)
Biological process (GO): potassium ion transmembrane transport; protein homooligomerization
Cellular component (GO): membrane; voltage-gated potassium channel complex
Molecular function (GO): delayed rectifier potassium channel activity; protein binding
Source: RefSeq, a predicted model, not a curated record
ACUCGCCUUGCAGAGGCAGAGGCGAAACACCGAGAGCAUCCUCUGUUAAACCCAAUACUCUACUUGUUGAUUCGCUCCCGGAGUGGUGCACAGGGCAGAUUUGUUCAUUAUUAUACCUGUAUACCUAACAUUUUCAACAUGUCGGUGCGUAACCCAUGAUGUCUCCAUCAGUUCCCUAACGAGCGUCGGAGACCUUGACAGGCUUAAUAAGUUGUAACGCACUUACUUAUGAAAUGUUGCCGUCGGUCACUGAAGUGAAUGGGGAAAUAAGGAAGACACCCACAAGAAACGCAGGGGGGCCCUGAUGCUGUCAUCUUCAAGACAAUGUCUUCUUAAUCUACCACACCUGCGUCUUCCAAUCUUUUUUCAAGUAAUCAACUGACUUGAGCGAAGAUGAUCAAGACAGGGGCACGGAUAGGCACCACGGUGCCACCGGACACCAUCGACAUCAUUCGUAUCAAAACCCAUACCCGGAAAGUGAGACUCAAUGUCGGGGGGCUUCUGCACGAAGUUAUGUGGAGGACGUUGGACAGGCUGCCCCGCACCAGGCUGGGCAAACUGAGGGACUGUAACACCCACGACUCUAUCAUGGAGAUAUGCGACGACUACAGCUUGGAUGAGAACGAGUACUUUUUCGACAGACACCCGGGCGCCUUCACCUCGAUUCUGAACUUCUACCGCACUGGAAAGUUGCACAUGAUGGAGGAAAUGUGCGCCCUCUCGUUCAGCCAAGAGCUGGACUUCUGGGGGAUCGAUGAGAUCUACCUGGAGUCCUGCUGCCAGGCCAGGUAUCACCAGAAGAAGGAGCAAAUGAACGAAGAGCUUAAACGAGAGGCCGAAAACAUGAGGGAGAGGGAUGGAGAGGAGUUUAGUCCCACAUGCUGCUCGGAGAAAAGAAAGAAACUCUGGGACCUCUUGGAGAAGCCAAGCUCAUCGUUUGCUGCUAAGAUCCUGGCCAUUAUCUCCAUCCUCUUCAUUGUGUUGUCCACCAUUGCCUUGUCUCUGAACACGCUUCCAGAGCUGCAGGACACAGAUGAGUUUGGUCAAGCCUCCGACAACCCACAACUGGCGCAUGUGGAAGCCGUGUGCAUCGCCUGGUUUACAAUGGAGUACCUGCUCCGCUUUCUUUCCUCCCCUGACAAAUGGAAAUUUUUCAAGGGUCCUCUAAACGUCAUUGACCUGCUGGCCAUCCUGCCCUACUAUGUCACCAUCUUCCUGACAGAAUCCAACAAGAGCGUGCUGCAAUUCCAGAAUGUCCGCAGGGUGGUGCAGAUUUUCCGGAUCAUGAGGAUAUUGCGUAUUCUGAAGCUGGCCCGUCACUCCACCGGCCUUCAGUCGCUGGGGUUCACCCUUAGGAGGAGUUACAAUGAGCUCGGCCUGCUUAUCCUCUUCCUCGCCAUGGGCAUCAUGAUAUUCUCCAGUCUAGUGUUCUUUGCUGAGAAGGAUGAAGAGGACACCAAGUUUAAAAGCAUCCCAGCUUCCUUCUGGUGGGCUACCAUUACCAUGACCACAGUCGGCUAUGGAGAUAUUUACCCCAAAACUCUGUUGGGAAAGAUAGUUGGGGGGUUGUGCUGCAUUGCAGGAGUACUGGUGAUUGCCUUGCCUAUUCCCAUUAUUGUGAAUAACUUUUCUGAGUUCUAUAAAGAGCAGAAGAGGCAGGAAAAGGCCAUCAAACGACGCGAGGCCCUGGAGAGGGCUAAGAGAAAUGGUAGCAUUGUUUCUAUGAACAUUAAAGAUGCUUUUGGCCACAACUUGGAGCUCAUGGAUGUAAUGGUGGAUAAAACUGAUGAAAGGAAGGAGAGGAUUCGUGAUAAUCAUGUAUCUCCGCAGAGAGGGACCCCAAGACAUAGGUCACCGAUCAACCCCAGCAGCCCUGCAAAGACCCUUGACCCGAACUACCAGGAGCAGGCUAAGCCCUUCGGCAGCCCUCAGCAUCUCAGUGCACAGAAACUGGAGGAGAUGUACAACAAAAUGACCAAUGCCCAGGACCAAGCCAACACUAACACCAAGGAAAAGGGGCAGCAGGCCAAACCAAUCAGACGGAGAUCUGAAUUUGAGAUGGGAAGUAUCCCUGCCGAAGCUGCCGAAGCUGCUGAAGCUGCCUCAAGCACGGUGGAGGUGGUGACGGACAUGAAGAGUAUGUCCAGCGCUGACAGCUUCAUCAGCUGUGCCACUGAUUUCCCUGACAGUUCCCGCUUUUCUCACAGCACCGGCAGCACCAUGGUGGGGAAGGUCAGCACCAAUCCCCGCCUGGAGUCCACACCGGAAAAUGAACAAGAGGGUUCACAAGGCACCACUAGACGCCCGGCAGGAGAAGAUACAAAGCUCAGUUCAUAUUCUGACAGUCCCAAGGACCCACACUUAAAAAUCCCACUCAGGAGUCAGUCGGCGAAAGUCAGAGAUGCUGAGGAGCCGGGGACAGGUGUCCUCUCAGACAGCUCGUCGGUGCAGAGCCCUGAAGCCUCAGUCUACACCACUGCCAGCAGCAGGACCCCCAGCAAGAGCCCCGACAAUUUACACCCUGGCCUCUUCACAUUCCAUGAUGCAUCAAUCAAUAAGUUCAUUGAUGCUGACACAGAUGAGGAAGAGCACCUGCAUGAUGGCGCCAUCGCAACCCAAAGACUCCUGGAGAAAACUAGCUUUCAGCAGGGUCUCAACCACAUGGAGGGCCUCCAACGGAAGCUGGGGAACAGCAUGUUGCCGUUGGAGGGGCAGGAAAACCACGUAUCUCAGGAACUUCAGCCAUUCCAGGGAGAAAAUAGUCCCUCCAACUCCUAAAGUUACUAUGAGGAGAUAGGGAAACAGAAGAGCUGAGCAAAUAACAAGCACAAUGAACUUCCCACAAAAUAUGAAAGACACUGUGAACAUUUGGAGGACUAUUUGAGGAAAUAAUACACAAUGCUUCUACAGUGAACACGAAACAGUUUUGGAUGAUGGGAAGCAUCUCUGCUCUUAAAGUUUUUCCAACAAAUGACUUCCGAUUAAAUCAAUGAAGCAGUGAGCUACCAACAUGGAAUUAAAGGAAUGCCGUUUGAAAAUUUGUACAAUUUAUAUAUUUGUUUUAGCCCAGACUAUGAUCUAACUAUCACACUCUAAUUGUAGAAGCAUGGUAUGUUUUUUUUUAUAAGCAACAACCUACUUUUAUGACAUCUCUGGAUAUCACUUUAGAGCCACUGCAGUAAAGACUGUCAGAUUAGUAGCAUUCCACAAAUGGCAUUGAAACAAGGCACAUUCAGGGCAGAUAUUUCAAAUUUUGCAGUAUGAAACAUAAUCCUGCAUUUUUUUUAAUUCCCUACAGUGUAUAUUUAUAUACAGUGUAUACUACAAAGGCAAAGAAGGGUUGAUAUUAUGUUUGCUUUAACUUCCUCCUUCAAAACUGGCCUUAGUUCAUUUUGUCUCCCAUGUUUUAUGUUUGAAAGAGGAAGAGAGAGAAAGCCUGAGGCCGACAGACCAGCACGUACGUGUGAGUGUCUGUGCAAUUAUAUCCUUUAACGUGUAGUCUAUUUGUUGUUAUGCAGCAUUUGUGGUCUUUUUUAGUGUGACCUUUAGCAGAAUCAAGUGUUUCAGUCUGUUUCAGUUCAAGAGUUUGGUUUCUGUGGUACGUUGACAUUUUUACUGCACAGAAUGCAGACAGACGACACACAGAGAAACUGUGUUGUUUCAUACAUCAUUAUACCAUUUGUUCCCACCGGGGCCAACUGCUGGCAACAAAGACUACAUCAAAGAGAUCAUUAUUUCCAUCGUCAACACAGAUGGAAAAUGUGGUUUGUUAGUGUACUUCUCUUGUUUGUUUCUAAGUGUUUGAGAUUAACGUUAUCAGAUUUCAUUUUCAAGCAAAAUCUACUGCAGUUUAAUUUUUUUUUUUAACAAAGUCAACGACAAACAAACAAACUUUGCAUUACUUGACAGUGCUCUCGAGUUUCACUACACCUGUAAAGGCAGCAGUGAAAAUCACGUGGAUUUCUGCCUGCAGAUCUUCCAGUUGUGUAAAAGUGUGAAUAUUGUACAUCUAUAAUUACAAAAGUAGAACCUGCUACAAAAAUCCAUAUAAAUUGUACAAUAUAAAUGUACAAUAAGAAAAUACUAUAUAUUUUUAAGCUGUUUUCUAAAAGAAGGAUCACUUAGACAAAUACUUUAUGCUAACCUCAUAGAUUUGCAUUUCAGUCGACUUUAUGUGCUGCAUUACUUUGAAGGAGCUUCAUUUCUUGUAUUCUCUGGUAGAUACUGUAUAUGUAGUGUUUGAUACCUGUAAACACCUGUCCCUCUGUAUUAUGUGCAAUGUGAAAAACCAAAGAAUUAUGUUAUUUGUCAACUAAUACAGAUUCUAAUAUGUUUUCAUGUUUUAUCUCAAAAUGUUUUAGCAUCCUUUCCUAAACAGCAGAAUCUGGCCUAUUCCAGAGAGCCAUACUUGCUCACUUGAGACUAACAUGUACAGUCGUGUGAUAAAAAAGAGGGCGCUUGUGGUUUCAAUGUAUCGAAACAUAAUAAAAAGAAAAUAAAAUACAAAAUCUGGUUCUUAGCAGGUCUCAAAAUUUGUUCACGUGACAUAUUAAACCAAGUUGUUAAGCUGAGCCAAAAUGCAGACGUGUAGGAACAGCGUACCCGCUAUGAUUGAGCAGCUUGUGGAACAAUCUUUAACAGCAAUAACUGAAAGAAACCAUUUUCUGAAUGACAUUAUCGCUCUCAUACAUUGUUUCUAAUGAUAUUUACCUCAUUCUAUUUUUUUUUUCUUUACAAAGAUACUUGAUUUCGUUACACUUUGCAAUAUUUGUUUCAUGCAGAGCUAUAUCAAGUCCUGCUAUGUCACUUCAUCUGGGCGGAGGCUGGACUAUGGGCCAUUGCAACACCUUGGUCUUUUUCUUUUUUGGACAUCGAGUCAUAGAUUUGUUUCUGGGCUUGGGGUCAUUUUCAUGUUGUCUAACCCAAUUCUGGCUAUACUUUAACCUUCAAACAUUUGGCCUCAAUGUUUCUGACAUAUUUUUAUGUGUUCUGGACUUCAUGGAUUCAACAAGGUGUCCAGGUCCUGCGGUUACAAAAGAGUCCUAAUCAUCACCCUGCCCACCACUGUGAUGAUUACCUGGUACGACGGAUUUGUAUUGAUAUGAUGUGUUUUCACCAAAUGUCGCACUUUGGAUAAUAGCCAAAUAUAUUCACUUUAGACUCACCUGUCCGAAGAACAUUUUUCCAGAUGUUUUGUGUUUUAUUCAAAUGCAACAUAUUCUUUUUUUGAGAUAAGAGACUCUCCUGGCAAUCCAUCCAACAAAGCCAUAUAUCUGGACCAGCAUUUAUGUGGGCUCCAUGUGGACUAAAAGUGGGUAUUUUGGGCACAGCAUGGGCUUGAAAUGGGCAAAUGCCAUGUGUCACAUAUUGUUUUAGUAUUAUGAACCAAAAUGGGAAGCUUAUAUGGGCCAAAUAUUUGGAGCCCAUGUGGGAUACAUCCAUCCAUCCAUCCAUCCAUCCAUCCAUCCAUCCAUCCAUCCAUCCAUCCAUCCAUCCAUCCAUCCAUCUAUCCAUCUAUCCAUCUAUCUUUUCUUCUUUUGCAUAAUGUUAGUACAUACCUGAAUUCUUCAGCACAGCAUUUUCUGAAACAUCUGCUUUAAAGAGGUGGUCACACCGGCUGAUGAGCAUCACAUUUUAUUUGCAUCACAUGAGUUACUUGAUGUCCACAGAAGCUGAAAUGGUUUACUAUGUUUUUUCAAAUACUUCUUUUGCAUUUUGGCUUAGUUGUAAAAUAAAAGAUAAUUAUCCUAUGGUGUAAUACAGAAAGUGUUUGCCUCAUUCUUGGACCUAGUAAACACCUCGUGAAUCCUGUCCUAUGUUCUGGAUACAUUAAGCCACAUAUUGAAAAUAGCUUGGAGGAUCUAUAGACAAAAAAAAGACGAAGAAAACGAAGAAGCCGACAAAUGAAAAACAACAAACCGAUACAUCACAUAAACAUGUGUUUCAAAAGCUAAUCUAAUUAAUUACAGUCUGUGGUUCUUGGUGAUUUACUUCCAAAAUCUCCUCCAAACAUAUGACACCAAAAAGUUGUGUACAGUUUGCCACUCGUGCACAGAAACAACAGGAAAGUACAAUGCUAUUGAUUUCAAACUCCCAGUCUGAUCAUCUGCUGCUCUCAUACUCCCUUUUAUUAACUUAUAAGUCAUUAACUUUACAACAUAUCAUGCCAGCAUGUAAGGCAAUAUUUUAAUUUAAGUUCAAUUUAAGGCUUAAUUUCCCAUAGAUGGCCAUUUGCAUUAAUUUGGCAUAAUAUGCUAAAUCAUUCUGUGCCUUUGCUUUUAACACAUGCCUAUCUUGCACGCUGAAUCUGCCCUGAGUCCAAAUGACAAUUAAACAAACUGUUCAGAUGACAAACACAAGUGAACUGGGUCUUCAUGUUGCAGCCCUUUUUAUUUAAUAAUAUCAUUCUUUUACACUUCAAAUGAAACAAACAUUUACAUGAAAAAGUCCCUGUCCACGGAAACAAACAAGUGUAGACUCGCGCUCAGCAGAGUGAAUGAUCACAGUUUCCAUGGUGAUGGUUGAGAUGGCUGGAUGGCUCACAUUUAAUGCAUGCAGGUCCUUAAAGACCUUUCAUUCAUUCAUCUGUUCAUCUCAUUUGUUCUCUGCUUACUUGUGUCCACAUUGUGGUGAAGCUGCUGAAAUGAUGUCAAAGGAAAACUGGAUAAGUAGGCCUCUCAGUAAAACUACUUCAUUGUUCUAUUUCACUUUGUCGUUCUCAAUAAAAAAUGUGUUUUUUUUAACACAAAAAAAACAGAUAGAGCACUGCCACUGCAGUGAAGUGCGCCAGGACUUCAGCCACCUACUUCUUGAGGGAAUGAGUGUGAAAUGUGAAUGGGAUAGAAACAAGUGAAGUGUGACAAGGAGCGCUUUGCAUCAGAACCGUCAGCUCGAUUAGAAUUGACGUCCUGGAUGAUGUCUGCAGCACUCUGCUCCUCAACCUCACGUCCAAAUUCUGCUAAAAUAAAACCCACAGGGCACGCAAAGAUAUUUUGGUCAUUCAAAACAUAUUUUUUCUUUUUUUCUCGUUUGUUUUGUUUGUUUUUAAUCUUUUCUUGUGGUCAGGUGCCACUGCGUUGGUAUGUAUUUCUGAAUGACCGAUCUAUGGUUUCUUUUUCUCGCUCUCUCUCCUUUUUUUCCCCUUUUUGGCUGACAGUGACAUUGCAAAGAUGAGUUGAGGAAUCCUCUGAGGAUGUGUCCAGUUAUCUGAUUCUAUAAAUAUAAUGCUGGACAUGUGAAGGGUAACCUCCAAGAAAGGUUCUGUUGCAGCGAUGUCUUUGGUCAGAUGUAUAAUCCAGCUCUGAGGAAGAAUCUUUUGAACAAAGUAAUAUGUCAUAAAAGGCGAGCAAAGGAAGCUUUGCAAGUUUUGCAGCCAGGCUCUUGAUGCUGCACGGCAAAGGAAUAAAAAUGUCAAACUGAUAAAUGGUCAUAUGACUUUUUAUGCUGAAGGUGAUAGAAGCGUUAGAAAAGACUAGACAGAUAGAAAAAGGGAGGUUAUGAAACACAGUGAAGAAUGAGGUUUCAUUAGCAUUUAUCACACAACGUUCAGCAAAAGAUAAAUCUUUGGAAAAAGGGCCCUCCGACUUUCUUCUAAAGAAGCCAUCGUCUAUUUAAACAUAUACAACUCUUUUCUGUGGUGGAUGAAUGUCAACAUUGUCCUUAUUGCUUUUUAUACAAUUCCUUUUUAUUCUCUGAGAUGCACUUUAUUUAAUUUUUAGAAUGAGUCCCCCUACUGUUGUGGUGAUUCAAAUGUCAGCAAACAACGUCACUUAUCUGUUUAAAGUCAAUUUCCAAAAGCACCUGUUUGAAAAUCUUCAAGUAACCACUUUCUUCAAGUCCAAUGUUUCACACAGUACACUCAAGCCAAAUAUAUACUGAUAUGGUAGUAUUCUGAAUCUGUCUUCAGGGAAAUAGUCACUCUGUUCAACUCCUUAUUGUGUCUGGAGAGAUGUUUGUUUUGUAAAGUUUCUUAUUUUGUACAGGUAAAAUUUGUAGCAUAUAAUGUUUGUGGUUUCUUGUUUUUCAAAGCAUGUAGCGCUAUGAAAUUUUGACACACAGAAC